Messenger RNA from Haliotis rubra (blacklip abalone), 3209 nucleotides. RefSeq names its product sodium- and chloride-dependent neutral and basic amino acid transporter B(0+)-like. The coding region runs from base 161 to 2203 and encodes 680 amino acids. Gene Ontology annotation, biological process: sodium ion transmembrane transport. NCBI's taxonomy places the organism in Eukaryota, Metazoa, Mollusca, Gastropoda, Lepetellida, Haliotidae. Gene Ontology annotation, cellular component: membrane. The record is from RefSeq and is a predicted model, not a curated record. The transcript is spliced from 16 exons.
CCCAAACAAGCUAAGUUCACAACAGUCGGCCGAGUGUGUCCAUUGAGAAACAUCAGAGGAAAGGAGGGUGGAUGCUUUCGUGAAGAGUUUAUACCAUAACUGAUUUUCGGGACGACUGUAAACUGACGAUUUCUCGGUCGUGGAUUGUUAAUAACCAGCCAUGUCGACAGAUACGGUUUUACAGGUGCACAACUUAAAACAAACGGUGGACGCGUUGUCCGAGAAAGUCGACAAGAACCACGCUGAACUGCUCGCCGUUGUCAGUAAGAAGAAGCCAAGCGAGGGAGACGAGAACCUUGAGCGGGGCAACUGGGGCAGCAAGGUCGACUUCUUCCUCUCAUGCCUGGGAUACGCCGUCGGCCUCGGCAAUGUGUGGAGGUUCCCCUAUCUGGCCUACCGGAAUGGAGGAGGUGCGUUCUUUAUCCCCUAUACAAUCAUGCUGGGGCUUGUGGGCAUCCCAAUCUUCUUCCUUGAACUCUCUCUGGGCCAGUUCACCAGUAGCGGACCCGCCACAUGCUGGAAGUUUGCGCAGCUUUUCAGGGGAAUUGGUCUGGGCAUGGUGAUCGUGUCUUCCCUCGUCGCCAUCUACUACAACAUGAUCAUCGGCUGGGCCUUCUACUACCUGUUUGCCUCCUUCACUUCCAAGCUUCCGUGGUCCGAGUGCGGGGAUUGGAGCUCAAUAUACUGCUUGGACCGCCUGCCAGUCAUGAACAAGACCAGCUGCGAAAUGAACUCGUGGGAGCAAACUAUAAAUGGCACUUGUUUAGACGUUAACGGAACUCUUAUGGCCCUGCACAACGAAACCCAGUCCAAAGCAACCAUGGGUAUUAAAAGGAAACUACCAAGUGAAGAAUACUUGAACAACGUGGUCCUAGGAUCUGGCUUUAGCGACGGGAUUGGUGACCUCGGCCCUGUAAGGUGGCAGCUCGUCCUGUGUCUCCUCUUGGCCUGGAUAUUCGUGGCGGCCACUCUCAGCAAGGGUGUGAAAUCAUCCGGUAAGGUUGUUUACGUCACUGCAACCUUCCCCUACCUCGUGCUGGUUAUUCUUCUCAUCAGAGGAGUGCUGCUGGAUGGUUACGAGAAAGGAAUAGAGUUCUACAUCACACCUAAACUCGACAGGCUAUAUGAUGCUCGGGUUUGGAAGGACGCUGCUGUACAAAUCUUCUUCUCGCUAUCGGCGUCGUGGGGAGGACUGAUCGCCCUCUCCAGUUACAACAAGUUCCACAAUGACGCUUUCAGGGAUGCACUUUUGGUUUCUCUUGGCAACUGCUUGACGAGUCUGUUUGCUGGUUUUGUCAUUUUCUCGUAUCUUGGUUUCCUGGCAACAGACCUCAACAUGCCCAUCGACGAGGUCGCCGAAAAAGGACCCACACUAACCUUUGUGGUGUAUCCAUUCGCUGUGACCAAGAUGCCCAUCUCGCCCCUAUGGGCCAUCUUGUUCUUCAUCAUGCUGGUCACUCUUGGCGUGGACAGCGAGUUUGUGCUGGUGGAGACGGUCACCACUUCCAUCAUGGACAUGUUCCCCCAGACCAGGAAGUACAAGUCAUUCACAGUGGUCUGUUGCUGUGCUGUCUUCUUCCUGCUCGGCCUGACUCUCACCACCAAUGGUGGCCUGUAUAUGCUGGAUCUGAUGGACACCUACUCCGGGGGAUGGAACGUUCUGGUCAUCUCCUUGGUUGAAUGUAUCGCCAUCAGCUACGUUUAUGGUGUGAAGAGGUUCCUGAAUGACAUUGAAUGCAUGACUGGAGUGAAGGUGUGCGGUUUCAUCCCGUGGGUGGUGGUCAAAUACUGGUGGGCAGCCUGCUGGGUCUUCUUCACCCCCUUGGCUGUGACCUGCGUCAUGGUGUUCUCGUGGUAUGACUACACCCGUCUGGAUGGCUACCCAAUGUGGGCUGACGCUCUAGGCUGGUUGAUGACAUUCGUCGUCAUCCUUGGCAUCUUUAUUCCUGCCAUCGUCUACCUCUGCAUCACACCGGGAUCUAUUGGAGAAAGAUUCCGGAUUCUGACGAAUCCCCGGGAGGAUUGGGGCCCCGCGCUGGUGAAGCACCGUCAGCUUGUGGCUCGUUACGUCCCGAACUACGUGGUGGACCCCUGGGGAAAGGAGGACCAGAAUGGCAUCUCGCCAUCAGAUAUAUCCGUGGAGAUGCAGAAACACGCACCUGGCUACACACCCAGUCCUGAAUACUACGCCCAGAAAAUGUGAUAUCUUCUGCGGCAACCCCCACAGCGGCAACUACAGCUUCUACACAGUCGCAGCAGGAUCAACACAGACGACCACCACCCCGACUUCGUUAGUUAGCAAUGAGGACCAUCAGCGGCAACAGCCAGUUCAUCGUGGUUGCCUAUCCAAGGGAGACAAGGCUUCAUAAUAAACCCAAUUUGUCGCACUUUCCCUUUUUACUAAACCAACGUUAUAUUUGCUUGCUAACCUUGGAGAUAAGUAUAAUCGGUUUGGAAAACCCACGAAUGUAUUGUAUAUUUGCAAAUAUGUCACCUAACCGGUGUAAUUGUAAAUGUGUUGAUCGUUAUAUGUAUAUAUGUAGAGUUGAUAGUAUAUACAGAAGUGCUUGAAAGUCAAGGUCAUUUAUCCAUCUCCCGAAUACUCGAUUUUCUCUCAUUACUUGCUGUCCGGAUGGCACAUCCAUAUCAUUUGUACUCAUGAAAAAAGGUUUUACGCUGUCUUCAAAAUGUAAGGAAAAUUUGUAAAUGAAGGUAAACAUACAAGUGUUUCUGAGUGACAAAUACAAGAGUCAUGUCCCUUCCCAUAUCAAUCUAAUCGGAGGUUUAAUUCAGUACCGAAUCUUGUAGCUUGGUAGCUAGAUUGUAGGAAUGAAGACUGUCAUUACCCAUACAUAUCUUACAGUAGUAUUUUUAUGUCAGAUAAUCCAAGAGCGAAACCGAUUAACCUUGCAUGCCAGCAUUCAUUUUUCAACAUGAUUUUAUCCAAGGUAUGUUUUGGUGCGUGAGAGGUCGGUGUACAUCAUUCGUGAACACAUGUUAAAUGUUGGUAUCCGAUCAAUAUUUGUACACGUGUAUAAUUGGAACUAUGUGUUUUAGAUAAAAUUGUGAAAAAAAUAUUUUCUUUCCGUUGAGCAAAGAUUUCACAACAUAUGUCUGUACAACUCUUUAAAGUAUAUUUAGAACACAAUGUAGAUUUUUCUAUGUUACAUUUUAACUUUUGUAAUAAAAGAUCAUAUACGUGUGUCAAA